ACAUUGUGCUGAGAAGGGGGGGGGGGGGAGGUAGCAGCAACAAUAUGGCGACAACCGCAGUUUCUCCCCAAUCUUUUCCACAUCUGCAGUUCCCGCACCGGCUUCCCUGAUCCACUGUAAAGCUUACAAGGGAGGGGGGCGGGUGGAGGAGGGUGUCUGCACUUGCUGAGCAUCUAUCGGCUGGACCAGAACACGAUUACACAUGUGCAUCAAACAGUUGAUGUCGAUCGCGAGGAAUUCACCGGAAUAACUCUUUUUUUUGUCUGAGGCAUUGUUUCGACCUCUGGGAGAGAGAGAGAGGGAGAGAGAGAGAGAGAAAAUGCCUCGUUAGGAUUCAGUCCACCCUCUGGAUUACAGGAUGGUGCUCUUGGCACACCGUAAGGCUUCGAUGCUAUAGCUGCUCCUGUGGAUGGUACAAACCUAAAGACCAGGUGGCUGCAGGAUGAAAACAUGGCCGCACCCCUUAUUGCACCGCCAGGACCCGAUAGCUUCAAGGAGUUUACUUUGGAAUCUUUGGUGACUAUUGAGCUGCGCAUCAAUGAGGAGAAGAACAAGAAGCCAGCCAAGCAGGACAGCAGCUACCGCGACGAUGACGACGAGAACAAGCCCAGGCCCAACCGUGACCUGGAGGCUGGGAAGAGCCUGCCCUACAUCUAUGGGGACAUCCCUAAGGGACUGGUGGCGGUACCACUGGAGGAUCUGGACCCAUUCUACCUGAAGACUCAGAAAACAUUUAUAGUGCUAAAUAGAGGGAAGACAAUCUUCCGUUUUAGUGCCACACCUGCCUUGUACUUCAUAAGUCCUUUAAAUCCAGUUAGGCGAGUAGCUAUUAAAAUUUUGAUACAUGCUCUUUUCAGCAUGAUCAUUAUGUGUACUAUUCUGACCAACUGUAUAUUCAUGACCUUUAGUGAUCCUCCGGAGUGGUCAAAACAAGUAGAGUACACAUUCACAGGAAUUUAUACAUUUGAGUCUCUUGUAAAAAUCUGCGCCCGAGGAUUCUGUAUAGACGGGUUCACAUUCCUCAGAGAUCCAUGGAACUGGCUGGACUUCAUGGUCAUUUCGAUGGCGUAUAUAACAGAGUUUGUAAACCUAGGCAAUGUCUCAGCUCUGCGCACGUUCAGGGUGUUGAGGGCAUUGAAAACUAUUUCUGUAAUUCCAGGCCUGAAGACCAUUGUGGGCGCUCUGAUACAGUCUGUGAAGAAGCUUUCGGAUGUGAUGAUCCUGACCGUCUUCUGCCUGAGCGUCUUUGCUCUCAUCGGUCUGCAGCUCUUCAUGGGCAACCUGCGCCACAAGUGUGUAAUCUGGCCAAUCAACACCACCAAGACCAUCGACUGGAAGGAGUACAUCAUGAACGACACAAAUUUCUACUUCCUGCCCGGUCAGUUAGAUGCUCUUCUUUGUGGGAACAGCUCUGACUCUGGCCGCUGCCCGGAGGGCUACACGUGCAUGAAAGCCGGGAGGAAUCCAAACUACGGCUACACCAGCUUUGACAGCUUCGGCUGGGCCUUCCUUGCUCUCUUCCGACUCAUGACACAGGACUUCUGGGAAAACCUUUACAUGCUGACCCUGAGGGCGGCGGGAAAGACCUACAUGAUCUUCUUUGUGCUGGUGAUCUUUGUGGGCUCGUUCUACUUGGUGAAUCUGAUCUUGGCUGUGGUGGCCAUGGCCUACGAGGAGCAGAACCAGGCCACCAUGGAAGAGGCUUUGCAGAAAGAGGAGGAAUUCAAGGCCAUGCUGGAGCAGCUCAAGAAGCAGCAGGAAGACGCCCAGACUGCUGCCAUGGCAACCUCCGCGGGUACAGUGUCAGAGGACGCAGUGGAGGAUGAUGGAGGAGGGCGUCUGUCAUGCAGUUCCUCGGAGAUGUCAAAGCUCAGCUCCAAGAGUGCAAAAGAGCGACGUAAUCGUAAGAAGAAGUGGCGGCAGAAGGAGCAAGAGAAGGAGAAAUGUGAUAGUGAGAAGUUUGUCAAGUCAGAGUCAGAUGACGGCAGCAAGAGGAGCCGCUUCCGUUUCCCUGACAAUCGCCUGGGACGAAAAUCUUCCAUCAUGAACCAGUCCCUCCUCAGCAUCCCCGGCUCUCCUUUCCUGUCGCGCCACAACAGCAAGAGCAGCAUCUUCAGCUUCAAGGGCCGCAAUAAGGACGCGGGGUCGGAGAACGAGUUUGCCGAUGACGAACACAGCACGGUGGAGGAGUGCGAGGAGCGCCGGGGCUCCCUGUUCAGCCCCUAUCGACGGAACAGCUACAGCGGCUUUCACGGGAAGAGGAACAGCACGGUGGAUUGCAACGGCGUGGUGUCGCUCAUCGGCCCUGGGCCCGGUGGACGCCUUCUGCCUGAGGUGAAAAUAGAUAAGGCAGCCACUGACGACAGUCCAACCACUGAGGUUGAGGUGAAGAAGAAGCUGUCGGGCUCCCUGAUGGUGUCUGUGGACCAGCUCAAUACCUCCUUUGGGCGGAAAGAGCGGGCCAACAGUGUCAUGAGCGUCAUUACCAACACACUAGUGGAGGAACUGGAGGAUUCUCAGCGAAACUGUCCACCAUGCUGGUAUAAGUUUGCUAACACAUUCCUGAUCUGGGAGUGCUCCCCCAAGUGGAUUAAGAUCAAGGAGAUUAUGAACCUGAUUGUCAUGGACCCCUUCGUGGACUUAGCCAUCACCAUCUGUAUCGUGCUCAACACCCUCUUCAUGGCCAUGGAGCACUACCCCAUGACCCCCGACUUCGAACACAUGCUGUCUGUAGGAAAUCUGGUAUUCACCGGGAUCUUUGCAGGGGAGAUGCUUUUCAAGCUUAUGGCUAUGGAUCCAUAUUACUACUUCCAGGAGGCCUGGAACUGUUUUGACGGAUUCAUUGUGACGCUGAGUUUAGUGGAGCUGGCUCUGGCUGACGUUGAGGGACUGUCUGUGCUGCGGUCUUUCCGAUUGCUGAGAGUGUUUAAGCUGGCCAAGUCAUGGCCUACCCUCAACAUGCUCAUCAAGAUCAUCGGUAACUCUGUGGGAGCCUUGGGAAACCUGACUCUGGUGCUGGCCAUCAUCGUCUUCAUCUUUGCUGUGGUGGGCAUGCAGCUGUUUGGCAAGAGCUACAAAGACUGUGUGUGUAAAAUCUCCCUUGACUGUGAGUUGCCCCGCUGGCACAUGAAUGACUUCUUCCACUCCUUCCUGAUCGUCUUCCGGGUGCUGUGCGGUGAAUGGAUUGAGACCAUGUGGGAUUGCAUGGAGGUGGCGGGUCAGGGCAUGUGCCUCAUUGUCUUCAUGAUGGUCAUGGUUAUCGGUAACCUAGUGGUGUUGAACCUGUUCCUCGCCUUGCUGCUGAGCUCGUUCAGUGCCGACAACUUGGCUGCAACAGAUGACGACGGGGAGCCCAACAACCUGCAGAUAUCCGUCAAGCGUAUCAAGACGGGCAUUGCGUGGAUCAAAUUGAAGAUGCGGAUAGUGGUUGCCAGUCUGCUGAAGAAACCGCAGAUGGAGGACGAGCAGAAGCCUUUGGACGACAUGUAUGACAAGAAGCUGAACUGCAUCGCCAACCACUCCGGGGUGGACAUCAACCGCGACCUGGACUAUGCCAAGAACGGUAAUGGCACCACCAGCGGCAUCGGCAGCAGUGUGGGCAAGUACAUGAUCGAUGAGGACCACAUGUCCUUCAUCCACAACCCACACCUGACCGUCUGCGUGCCCAUCGCUGUGGGAGAGUCUGAUUUUGAGAACCUCAACACGGAGGACUUCAGCAGCGAGUCGGAAAACGAGAACAGCAAAGAGCUGGAUGAAACCAGUUCAUCAGAGGGCAGCACGAUUGACAUCAAGCCAGACGUGGAGGAGGUGGUGGUGGUGGAGCCGGUGGAGGAAUACAUGGAACCAGAGGCGUGUUGGACAGAUGGAUGUGUCGCCAAGUAUCCGUGCUGUGGUGUUGACGUUAGUACGGGCUGGUGGAAGAGGUGGUGGUACCUGCGAAAAACCUGCUACCUGAUUGUGGAGCACAACUGGUUUGAGACCCUCAUCAUCUUCAUGAUCCUUCUCAGCAGCGGAGCUCUGGCCUUUGAAGAUGUGUACAUCGAGCAGAGAAAGACCAUUCGGAUUAUUUUGGAAUACGCAGACAGGGUUUUCACCUACAUCUUCAUCCUGGAGAUGUUGCUGAAGUGGGUCGCCUACGGUUUUGUCAAGUAUUUCACCAACGCCUGGUGCUGGCUGGAUUUCUUCAUUGUGGAUGUGUCUAUAGUCAGCCUUGUAGCUAAUGCGCUGGGCUACUCCGAUCUAGGGCCCAUUAAAUCACUCAGGACACUAAGGGCCUUGAGACCCCUCAGAGCCUUGUCACGUUUUGAAGGGAUGAGGGUGGUAGUCAACGCCUUGGUGGGUGCCAUCCCUUCCAUUAUGAAUGUGUUGCUGGUUUGCCUCAUCUUUUGGCUGAUUUUCAGUAUCAUGGGCGUCAACUUGUUUGCGGGCAAGUACUACUACUGUUUCAAUCAGACGUCAGAGGAAUACUUUCCUGUCGACGUGGUCAACAACAAGACCCAGUGUGAGGCCCUCAUGCAUCAAAACUACACUGAGGUCAGGUGGAAGAACGUCAAGAUCAACUUUGACAAUGUGGGAGCCGGCUACCUGGCCCUGCUUCAAGUGGCCACAUUCAAAGGUUGGAUGGACAUUAUGUACGCGGCUGUGGAUUCCAGAGAGGUGGAAGACCAGCCUGACUAUGAAGUCAACAUCUACAUGUACAUCUACUUCGUGGUUUUUAUCAUCUUUGGGUCCUUCUUCACCCUCAACCUCUUUAUUGGUGUGAUCAUCGACAACUUCAACCAGCAGAAGAAAAAGUUUGGAGGUCAGGAUAUAUUCAUGACAGAGGAACAGAAAAAGUACUACAAUGCCAUGAAAAAACUGGGUUCCAAAAAGCCACAAAAACCUAUUCCUCGACCACAGAACCCGGUCCAGGGCAUGGUGUUUGACUUUGUUACACAGCAGGUCUUUGACAUCUCCAUCAUGAUUCUUAUUUGCCUCAACAUGGUCACCAUGAUGGUUGAAACUGACGAUCAGUCAGAGGAAACGGAGAACGUCCUCUACUGGGUCAACUUCAUCUUUAUUGUAGUAUUCACCACAGAGUUCUUGCUAAAACUGUUUGCCCUUCGCCACUACUACUUCACCAAUGGCUGGAAUAUUUUUGACGUGGUGGUGGUCAUUCUGUCCAUUGUCGGUAUGUUUCUGGCUGAUAUAAUUGAGAAGUACUUUGUCUCACCAACCCUCUUCAGGGUGAUCAGGUUGGCUCGUAUAGGCCGUAUUCUCCGGCUAAUCAAAGGAGCGAAGGGCAUCCGAACUUUACUCUUUGCUCUGAUGAUGUCACUGCCCGCCCUGUUCAACAUCGGCCUUUUGCUCUUCCUGGUCAUGUUCAUCUUCUCCAUCUUUGGCAUGUCUAACUUUGGCUACGUAAAACACGGAGCGGGAAUUGACGACUUGUACAACUUUGAGACCUUUGGCAACAGCAUGAUCAUCCUGUUUAUGAUCACCACGUCAGCUGGUUGGGACGGCUUGCUGCUGCCGAUCCUCAACUACCCACCAGACUGCGAUCCCACUUUGGAGAACCCUGGUACCAACGUGAAGGGAGACUGUGGUAACCCCUCGGUGGGAAUCUUCUUUUUUGUCAUGUACAUCAUCAUUUCUUUCCUGAUUGUGGUCAACAUGUACAUUGCCAUCAUCCUGGAGAACUUCAGCGUUGCCACAGAGGAAAGUGCUGAUCCACUCAGUGAGGACGACUUUGAGACCUUCUACGAGAUCUGGGAAAAGUUUGACCCCACUGCCUCGCAGUUCAUCACUUUCGCCAAGCUGUCGGACUUUGCAGACACACUGGAGCACCCGCUUCGUGUGCCAAAACCCAACACCAUAGAACUGAUUGCCAUGGACCUGCCCAUGGUGAGCGGCGAUCGUAUCCACUGCCUGGACAUCCUGUUUGCCUUCACAAAGCGAGUGCUGGGUGACAGCGGUGAGUUGGACAUGCUGAGGCAACAGAUGGAGGAGCGUUUUGUGGCGGCCAACCCCUCCAAGGUGUCGUACGAACCCAUCACCACCACGCUUCGCCGCAAACAGGAGGAUGUCUCCGCCAGAACUAUUCAGAAUGCCUUCCGCAUCCACCUCAUCCGGCGCGGCAUUAUCUUCAAGCGGCACAUCUUUAGCAACAAUAGGUUUGAGAACGGCGGGACCAACCAGGAGAAGAAGGAAAGCACACCAUCCACAGCCUCUCUCCCCUCCUACGACAGCGUGACCAAACCUGACAAGGAAAAGCAGGACGAAAAAAAGGACGACUGGGCCAGGAAAGAGAAGGACAAAAACCAAAAAGAUGAGUGGGAAUCCAAGUGUUAGGAUUCAGUGACUCUCAAAAUCCAAUAAAACAGAGUGAGAUGAGACUCUGGCCCAAACUCAAUAAAUGUAGAAAAAGUGAUCAUCUGCAAGUAAGAAAAAAAAAAAAAACAUACAAAAAAAAAUAAAUGUUUACAGACUCUCAGAUACUUUUGAGGCAAUGUGGUUAUGUCGUAAUAGACAGUUGAACCAAACCCAAUCAGUUGACCCUACUAUGACCAAGUUCAUAUGAAUGAGGAGCAGAUACAAAAUGACUCACAGUGUGCUGGCCAAUGACUCACAACACUGGGAUCAACUGCCAACCUCUGCCAGAUAAUAUAAAAGAAUUGCAAAAUCCCUGCCACCACCGAGCGUGGACCCCUGCAGCACAGCUCCGAUGCUACGGGACCAGAUCACGCAGAUCCCACCAGAACUGUACCAGCAGUCUAAAGGGGGGGUCCGUAGCACAGAUUACCGUUUUGAUUUAAAAAAAAUAAUUGUCCAAGCAAGUGUUCGUAGGAAUGAAGGGGACACCCGGAAACGUUGAAGAAUUAUUUUUGGGGGUUUUGUUUGUUUGUUUGUGCCGAGUAAACUUGCAUCUUUACAUUAUUUGUGCUGCAAAAAAAACAAAACAUUUAGCCCAUGUCACUAGUCUUUUCAUAUCCUCUUUGUUAUACUGUACUGACAUUGUAAAAUACACGUUCUUACAGGGGCUUUCACACUGACUGGGUAGUGGCAAUUAGUCGACGGAGGGAGACUCAGGUCGAGUCCCAGAGAAAUAAUAAUUCAUUGUACUCGUUCAAUGAAUAGAAACUACUUGGAUUGAUGCAUGUUUUGAUCAGAAAUCAUGCAUGAGAAUACAUAGUCCCACAAGACACUAAUUCUCAGGCCUCUGCAGUGGCUUGAAUUAAGGAUGAACAAAGAUGAAGAUUCUGUUUAAUGAUUUGUCAAAUAUUGGGAGAGCCAUAUGAUCGAGCCUUUCUCUAGUUUUGCUUUUCAAUUUGACAGCUCUUUGGAAUGAGCCCUUCAUUAAGAUACCUGGCGAAUGAAGGGCGCUCAAGAGUCUCAGUCGGAUCAGCCAACAACACAAACUAUGAACAUCUCUUAAUGUUAGUAUAGAAAGAGUGAACAUCCUCACAAUGAGGAUAGCCAGAUUUGGAUCUAAAUCUAGGGCUCAUGUCUCUUUUUUUUUUUUUACAUACAUCCUUUCAUUUGUCAUGAGAGCGGGGAUCUUUCACACUAAGGAAUCCAUAACUGGCACCAGUGAGGGUCUUUUGUGCUCAAGGGUCCACAGGCCGUCCCUCCGCUGCUGUAGUUCCAGAAAGUGACGGAAAUAUAUAUGUUUUGAUACUUUUUGUUGAUUUGUUUUGGGCCAAUGGAAAAAAAUGAAACUGUAUUUCGAUGUAGGAUUUGUUCAUUUUGAGUUUUUCUUUUGUACUCUUUCUGACCCAUAUCAGAACUUCCCAGUGAAUGAUGUUCAAGGCAGGGCUUUUUGGACAAUUUGAGUUGCCAGCUUCAGAAAAAAGAGAAGCCUUGAAGUCUUUCACUGAUGUCCUUGUGAUGCAAUCAUCCUCAGAAAAGGAUUGGAUCAGUGAGAGUUUCACUGACCGCAGGGUUAACAGUGAAUUCCCACACGGACAUGCCUCGCCGUGCCUGCCACGUACAGAAGGUGGACGGCUAUGAAGGGCUUGCGGUUUGGACCGGAGAAUCCCACAGAUUCGUUCUGAUAUUUUCAGAAUGGAUGGAUGGAUGAUAAACGUGGACCAAUAGAUAAGUAGAGCCCCUGCCUUCGGGGGUUUUAGACUGACCGCCAUGGCAACAAAAAAACAAAAGGAAGACUAGAAGAAGAGAACAUUGCUUUGAUCUGAAAUGGAGUGGUAAAAGUCCCAUGUUUGUCAGUGUAUCAUUGUGCUUUUGUGGGACCUCUUAAACUGUGUGGUGUUGGACCCAGACUCGGACAUCUUUUCAAAUACUUGCAGGCUUUCAACUACUGUCAGCCGCUUCAAAAACAAUUAGAGAUGGACGUACAAAUGCAAACACCUGCCAAGAUCACCCAUCAGCAGGCCUCACAACGACGCGGGUACGCUGUCUAAUAGCUUUGUUGGUGUUUUUCAUUAAAAAAAAUACUGAGGCUUGAGGUCAAGUGGUAGACGAGACACAACUGCCUCCUUAGGUGUUUCUGCCAUUUAUUUUCUACACAGGAGUGAUGGUCCUAUUUAUAAGUGAAAGACUGGACAUAAAUCUGGCAUCCUUCGUCACACCAAUAAUGCCGUUUGGUGUGUUAAACACUGCCUGUACCAGAAGCCCCUGUCUGUAACAAUAACUGAGGUCUGUUUACAAUAUGAGGUCUCCAAAUCAGUUUGGCUGCUGCAUACUGAAACCAAAUACAUUCCCAAUGAGAACCACAGGAAGAGUGGGUAAUUUCAUCCGAUCGAUCCAUGUUCAUCUUGGAUGUGAUGUGUUAGAAUGAUACAUACACUUGAAAAAAAAAAGAAAAGAAGAAAAAAAAGUCAAACAAAGAAAACACAAAAACAAUAUAUAUGUACAGUGCAGGCUAUAAUGUAAAUGGCACAAUCGCUGAAAAAGAGGGAACCUUUUGAGAGAAACUAUAAAUAUUGUAUUAUAUUCUUUUAUUUUAUCGGCAUGCUUUGUUGUGUUUUUUGUAAAUAAGGAAUUUUAAAAUUGUUACUUCUAUAAUCAAAAAAAAAGACUAAUAAUAUAGAAUGGCUUCCAGCUAUGCCCUUUGUCACAUUUGUUACCUUUUGGAUUUUUUGAGACACUUUUCACUUUGUUGACGGAAAUUGAAUGAAAUAUAGAUAUUAUAUAAUACAAAAGAUAUAAACAUGUAUACAUAUAUGUCUAUAUGUAUAUACAUUAAACAGAAGAACACUGUUUUUCACAUUUGAUUUAUGUGCAACACGUUCAGUGGAUGUCUAAACUGGUUGUUUCCAGCACCCUCCUAUGUUGGGGAAUAGCUCAUGCGCGAUGUUACUGGAACUGCUUGCCAUGGAUUGUAGCCUGACCAUGAUGAACGGAUAAUGUUACCAGCACAUUUCUCACUUACUGUCAUAUCUCUCACCUUCACUGAGUAUACAGGACAUGCCCACAGUCACACACACACACACAUGCACACACACACACGGCUGACUCCUCACUGCCUACCAACUUUACCAGUGAACUUUUCCCUGAGAUACUCCCAAACCCUGUGGACUUUUCCCCAUACCCACACAUCAGUGCCAUUACAGCUCAACGUGCAUUCAACCAUGUAACUGCUUCUCAUUCUCACGUUUCUUUCGUUGAAUGGUUUGUUUCUGGUGUGCCACUAAAUGGCAUGUGCCUUUUUUUCUGCUUUUUCUGCAAAUUUGGAUGUCAAUUUCACACUGAAAAAAAAUAAACAAAACUGUCCAAACCG
Messenger RNA from Pungitius pungitius (ninespine stickleback), 9718 nucleotides. RefSeq names its product sodium channel, voltage gated, type VIII, alpha subunit a (gene scn8aa). The record is from RefSeq and is a predicted model, not a curated record. NCBI's taxonomy places the organism in Eukaryota, Metazoa, Chordata, Actinopteri, Perciformes, Gasterosteidae. Bases 451 to 6330 code for a protein of 1959 amino acids. Gene Ontology annotation, biological process: neuronal action potential; membrane depolarization during action potential; sodium ion transmembrane transport. Gene Ontology annotation, cellular component: plasma membrane; axon; voltage-gated sodium channel complex. Gene Ontology annotation, molecular function: voltage-gated sodium channel activity. The transcript is spliced from 29 exons.